UGGCAGGUCUCUAUCAGCCAUUGCCUUCUGCCACCGGGAAGCCAACUGGAGGCUUUAAAGAGAACUGAGCACUUCUGACACUUACAAUCAAAAACUACCCAAAAUAAAGAUUAUAAAAAAGGAAGGAUGAAUGGACGAUCUUUCAUUGGUGGCGCUGGUGACGCCCGUCAUGGUCCUAUUUGGAUAGACCCCUUUGGAAAUAAAGCUGGUGAGGCAGCGCACGAAGGCUUUGCCCGGCUAAGCUUGACCCUGGCCCAUGGGCCACAAGAACAGGAUCCUGAAGAAGAACUGACCAUGGAGGACAGUCCCACAAUAGUCAAAAUGGACCACAGUGAAAACCAGGUUUCAUCAUAUGGAGGAAGAAGGUGCAUCCCCAAGACACUUGGCUAUGUCACCGGUGAUAUGAAAGAAUUUGCCAGGUGGCUUAAAGACAAACCUGUUGUGCUCCAGUUCGCCGACUGGUUUCUUCGGGGCAUAUCCCAAGUGGUGUUCGUCAGCAAUCCCAUCAGUGGAAUCCUGAUUCUGGUGGGAUUUCUGGUCCAGAACCCCUGGUGGGCUCUCAAUGGCUGUUUGGGAACAGUGGUCUCCACCCUGGCAGCUCUCUUGCUCAGCCAAGACAGGUCAGCCAUAGCAGCUGGGCUCCAUGGCUACAAUGGCACCUUGGUGGGACUACUCAUGGCCGUCUUCUCAGACAAGGGAGACUAUUUCUGGUGGCUCUUAUUGCCUGUAUCUGCUACGUCUUUGACUUGCCCCGUUUUCUCCAGUGCAUUGAGCUCAGUGCUCAGCAAGUGGGACCUGCCAGUCUUCACACUCCCUUUCAACAUGGUGCUGUCAAUGUACCUUUCAGCCACGGGACAUUACAACCCAUUCUUUCCAAGCAAACUGGUGGCACCUGUAACCUCAGUUCCCAAUAUCACCUGGUCUGACCUCAGUGCCCUGGAGCUAUUGAAGUCCCUGCCGGUGGGGGUUGGUCAGAUAUAUGGCUGUGACAACCCCUGGACGGGGGGCAUCUUCUUAUGUGGCAUCCUGCUCUCCUCUCCACUCAUGUGCCUGCACGCCGCCAUCGGAUCGUUGCUGGGGGUAGUCGCAGGACUCAGUCUUUCAGCACCAUUUGAGGACAUCUACUCUGGACUCUGGGGUUACAACAGUUCUCUGGCCUGCAUUGCAAUUGGAGGAAUGUUCAUAGCUCUCACCUGGCAAGCCCACCUCCUGGCUCUUGCCUGCGCCCUGUUCACCGCCUACCUCGGAGGCAGCAUGGCACACCUGAUGGCUGAGGUUGGAUUACCAGCUGGUACCUGGUCCUUCUGUUUGGCUACACUUCUAUUCCUCCUGCUGACCACGAAAAACUCCAACAUCUACAGGAUGCCCCUCAGUAAAGUCACUUAUCCUGAAGAGAACCGCAUCUUCUAUCUUCAAAGCAAGAGAAGGAUGGCUGACAGCCCUUUGUGAGAGUGAUCCCACCCACAGCCAUGGUCAUGAGUCAUUUCUGAUGCUCCCGUUGACUUACAGGGUCUCGGCAAACUGUUUUUUUCCACUAGAACAACUUCACACUGACUGACAGCAAACUGUUCUUUUGUCCACUCCACAUUUUGCUUUUUGACUCUGGGAAUAUCUUCAAGCAUAUGAGGGUCAUGUCCAGGAGAUGUGCUCUAGUAUGGAAUUUGAAAACCCAGUGGGAGCUGGCACUAAGACUUUAAUGUAUUUAUAAAAUCAAAAUGCUUCAACAGAAAAACCUAGUGAACACAGAGCUAACUAUUGCUAUUUAUUGAUAUUCUUGGUGCUUAGUUGGCCAGAUCAUUUUAUCAGUAUUAAAAGUUAAGCUUUAUAAACCAACUAAGCCUUAUGGAAUUCACAAAAUCGAAGUCAACCCAGAACUCUCAGAUAAGCAGUGUGGCUUUUUAAAAUUAAUGCAAGUUACAUGUUGCAGUUUUGAUCAACAUCACAAGAGUGCAGACUGGGUACAGGUAAGUUCCCCAUUUCCUCAGCAGAAUGGCCUCCACACUGUUCAGUGUGUGUGUAACAUACUCUUACAAGAGAUAAUUGAGUUUCUUCAUACUGACAGAACUGCAGGAGGGGAAAAGGGAUUUUAUCAAAAUUAUUCUGAAUUGUCACUUUUCUUGGAGAUUACAAAGGAUGCUUUAGGUAGUUCAUCAUUUUUUCUUUUUUUUCCCUUUAUUUUUACAGAUUGCAUUUUGAUUCACUGUACACAAAUGGGGUCCAGCUUUUCAUUUCCAUGGUUGUACACAAUGUAGAUCACACCAUUUGUGUAAUCAUACAUGUACAUAGGGUAAUAAUGUCUGUCUCAUCAUUUUUUCUAUAAGGAAAAAUUUCUUUCCAGUGAGAUAAAAUAAAAGAAGUUCCCUGACUUCACCAGUCCCUACACAUUAAAGAAAAAUAUACAUACUUCUAAACUACUCAGCAUAGGUAUUUAUAAAAUGCUCAGCAUACUUUACUGUAAUCCCUACUUUGGUCCUACAAAUACGUAGAAUCAUCAUGAAGCUCCAGAGUCCUUUAAAUUCACAUUUUUUAAAUUUCGUUCAAGGAUGUCUUUAAAGACUGGGAGUUAGAGUGAGAUUGCUUAUAGUAUUGUUUUUAGAAGUUAUUGAAUUUCUUUUAAAAAUCAUUAUUUUCUGUACACUCAUAAUAUUAUCUCCCAGAAACUAACAAUAUUUGAACUAUGAAAAGAAAUACAGGUGAGGAAUGCUCCUCCUUUUCCUUUUCUAAUUUGAAAGCUACAAGUUCUGUCAAGGUUCCAUGGCUAAAAGUGCUGAAGAGCGAGUGGCAAGUCAGCUUAUUGCCACCACCACUCAUUUCAGCUUCGUAUUUUGGAGGGUGAAAAAGUGAGAUUUUGGAAUUCUAAAGCUUUUUUCCUCUCUCCAUCGAUGGUCAAUGUAGAAUACAGUUUUGCUGAAUGGAUAAACAAGUUGAGCAGUAAGUAACCUUCCAGGCAUUUUAGGAAGAAGUUCACUUCUUCCUUUUCUCAGGAAAGCAAACAAGCAAACACUAUUCCAAUUUUAAAAUCCAGUGACCAAAACCUUUGGAAACCAUAACUUUGCAACUGUCAUAAAUGUAAGGGAAAAAAUUGAAAUUUAGUGUUGGAAACAAUAUAUUCCUGUUAGGGAAUUUGCAAAAUAGAAGUUGAGGGAGAGCAAAAACAAGCAUAACCAGAGAUUCCCAGCAGCGAAGAGUCUAGGCACAACUGAGCAAACCAGAGUCCCCUAAAGUAGACCCAAGUUGACCUUCAGAAUGGAGCUCAUCCUCUCCCCGUGAGCUCACACAGAUCUGCAAUAGGAGCAUUCAAAGGCCUUGUAUAUUGUCUUAUUUAGGUGAUAUUACUUUUCUCAAGCUAUUUUUGUUACUAAGUAUUAUCCUAAAAUUAGGUGAGAACUCUUAGGGAGCAUUUGUAUUUUUUUUUUUUUUGCUAUUGUCUGUAUAACAAAUUUCUGUGCAAGUAUAUGAAUAAAUUAUA
Sciurus carolinensis (gray squirrel) is the source of this 3469-nucleotide messenger RNA. It is a transcript of the gene Slc14a1, whose product is annotated as solute carrier family 14 member 1 (Kidd blood group). Gene Ontology annotation, molecular function: urea transmembrane transporter activity. The transcript is spliced from 11 exons. Lineage: Eukaryota; Metazoa; Chordata; Mammalia; Rodentia; Sciuridae. The record is from RefSeq and is a predicted model, not a curated record. Gene Ontology annotation, cellular component: membrane. Gene Ontology annotation, biological process: urea transmembrane transport. Bases 127 to 1449 code for a protein of 440 amino acids.